Messenger RNA from Chlorocebus sabaeus (green monkey), 7087 nucleotides. It is a transcript of the gene RFC3, whose product is annotated as replication factor C subunit 3. Gene Ontology annotation, molecular function: DNA clamp loader activity; ATP hydrolysis activity; DNA binding. Gene Ontology annotation, cellular component: nucleus; DNA replication factor C complex. Lineage: Eukaryota; Metazoa; Chordata; Mammalia; Primates; Cercopithecidae. Gene Ontology annotation, biological process: DNA-templated DNA replication; DNA repair. The record is from RefSeq and is a predicted model, not a curated record.
GCAGCCGCGACCGGUAGUGACGUCACGAUAUUUGGCGCUCGCGGGAAAACUUGUCUCUGUGUUUGGGGGAAGACGCGCGCUGACGCGGGACUUUCAAGCGUAGGUCCCCGGGAAGUCGAGGUGCCAUGAGCCUCUGGGUGGACAAGUAUCGGCCCUGCUCCUUGGGACGGCUGGACUAUCACAAGGAGCAGGCGACCCAGCUGCGCAACCUGGUGCAGUGUGGUGACUUUCCUCAUCUGUUAGUGUAUGGACCAUCAGGUGCUGGAAAAAAGACAAGAAUUAUGUGUAUUCUACGUGAACUUUAUGGUGUUGGAGUGGAAAAAUUGAGAAUUGAACAUCAGACCAUCACAACUCCAUCUAAAAAGAAAAUUGAAAUUAGCACCAUUGCAAGUAACUACCACCUUGAAGUUAAUCCUAGUGAUGCUGGAAAUAGUGACCGAGUAGUCAUUCAGGAGAUGUUGAAAACAGUGGCACAAUCACAACAACUUGAAACAAACUCUCAAAGGGAUUUUAAAGUGGUGUUAUUGACAGAAGUUGACAAACUCACCAAAGAUGCUCAGCAUGCCUUGCGAAGAACCAUGGAAAAAUACAUGUCUACCUGCAGAUUGAUCUUGUGCUGCAAUUCUACAUCUAAAGUGAUCCCGCCUAUUCGUAGUAGGUGCUUGGCGGUUCGUGUGCCUGCUCCCAGCAUUGAAGAUAUUUGCCACGUGUUAUCUACUGUGUGCAAGAAGGAAGGUCUGAAUCUUCCUUCACAACUGGCUCAUAGACUUGCAGAGAAGUCUUGUAGAAAUCUCAGAAAAGCCCUGCUUAUGUGUGAAGCCUGCAGAGUGCAACAAUAUCCUUUUACUGCAGAUCAAGAAAUCCCUGAGACAGACUGGGAGGUAUAUCUGAGGGAGACUGCAAAUGCUAUUGUCAGUCAGCAGACUCCACAAAGGCGAGGACACAGCGUUCAGGUGCCAUAUUGGAAGGAGAGACUGGACCCUCGCCAGACACACAACCUGCUGGCACCUUGAUCUUGGAUUUCCGAGCCUCCAGAACCGUGAGAAAUACAUUUUUGUUCUUUAUCAAUUACCUAGUUUCUGAUAUUUUGCUAAAACAGCACAGAUGGACUAAGACAAAUAGAGAAAGAAGGUAUAAAGUUGUGUGUUUCUACUUUGAGUGGUUUUGGUCACAGAUCUACCUCCAGAGAAUACCUCCAGAUACAGGGAUUCCUCCACAUAAUGGGAUCUUCCACUCCAACACAGCUCAGGCAACCAAGGGGCAGUCCUGGGGGAUGAUUUCAGUGGAGGGCUAUUUCCAGGCUCCCUGCUCCCUCAUCAGUUCCUCUCAGAACACCUGAAAUCUUUUCAGCUAUUACUUCAGACUUCCUCAAUGUACCAAAAACCAUUAUGCUAAGCCAUAUCAAGGGGGAUAAAAGAGUUUUCCCCUCAACUAAAUCAGAAGGGAAAACAAAACAAAACAAAACAAGAGCUGAUGAAAUCACAAUUUACAGUUGUAGAAUCAGAAAAGCUGAUCAUAAAGCACCCAGUGAAUUCAAAGCACUUUGGCCAAAGGCAGAAUGUAUAUCUCUCCGGCAGGAACUCAUGCUGCACAGCUGUUUUGUCUCUGGCAGUGGCAAAUCCUACACCUGCUGGAAGCAACAGGGAACCCAAGUUCAGGAGCACAGUUUUUUCUUACUCAGUGUAUAUGAAAGAGCUUGGGAAGCCUCAGAUUAUUUGCUGCCAUGUAUUUGCCUCAAAAUCCUUUUAAACAAAGUAGAAGAGAAAACAAAUGUUCCAGCAUCUGAAAGAACAAAGAGUGUAGUCUUCUAGAGAAAUAAUGUUAUUUGCAUGAAUAUAUAAACCCUGUAGUAAAUUCUUUGUUCACGCCUCUAUGGAGAAUUCCUGAGCAAAUAGACAGAAGCAAAAUAGGAAGUAAAAUGCUUCAAUUGUACCCUUUCUUUAAAGCACGUUUUAAUUCCUUAGACAUUGGGACAAAUUUCGGAAGUCUUCUUGAAGAAGCAACAUAGUACCCCCUGAGGUCAUCUUCCUGGGAUCAGAUGCCGGGUGAAUUCACUGAUCUCAGCUUACCAGGGACUGGCAGCAUCAUUCCCAUUUCUCUUACAGUUGGUAAAGGCAUCCAUCUGCCACUAUAGCCAGUGUUUUCAUGGUCUUUUUGAGACUGAGGCAUCAUCCUCAUUUUUUAAUAGAUUUUUUAGAACUAAAGGAAAGGGUUCCUUGAGGAUAAAUAGCUCAGUCCUAUUUCUCUAGACAUUUUACUUACUAGCUGUGUGACUUUAUGUAAAGCAUAACCCCUCUCUUGGCCCCAAUUUCCUUAACUAUAAACUGGCAAUGAUUAUCUAUGUUGUAAGAAAACAAUGUAAAUAAUCUAGCAUGUGAAAGAACUGAGCAGGGUAUCUGGAGUAUAUAGAUACUUAGUAAAUCUUUACUCUGUAAAGGAAUAAAAAGGCCUGAAUAUUUAAGAGAUUGAUCAUUUCCUGAGUGAGGAAUAGUGAUCCAGCAAUACAAAUAUCUGAUGGGAAUGCUAUUUUAAAAUGAGAGCAAUGGUAUCUUGAAAUCAAAAUCCAGAACAAAAUGUUCCACAGAUAAUUAAUUCAUUUUAAUAUUUAUGAAAGACAGACACCAAGUUUUAUUACUUCUGUUUUCAGGAUUUAGGAGAUGUGCAAAUUUUGUAACUUAUCAUUCAAUUUCAAGACCAACCUAACCAUUCCUUCCUCCCAUGCUCUGUCUUCUGAGACUCCGACAUCCCUAGGACUCAGAUGACCAGAACUGGUUGCUUUUAUGGCAUCAUAUUUCAAUAACAAUUAUGCAGCUCAUAUUUAGUUUUAAUUAUUAUUUUAAAAUCUGAUUUAUAGAACAUAAAAUACUGAAUGGUAUGCAUUUUCAGUGAACCUUUGAACUCUUGAGGAACUUUUGUAAGAAGUUAACAAGGUCUGUUGGACUGAAAGUUGUCACCAAAUGAAACUAUGCUGAAAAUGUGUGUGUGUGUUAUUGUCUGUGUUUAUUUUUAGGGAAAUGGACCCGCCAAUCUUGCCAUCUCACUCAACUAAAUCAGUAUUUCCACUUUCUGUGAUUCAUUCAGUAGUACUAAUAGUUGCCCUUUGCAGAACAAUCAUUAUAUUCCAGGCUUUAUAUAACUUAUCUCAUUUGAUCUUCACCACAAGCUAUGAAUACUUUUAUUAUCCCCAUUUGACAGAUGAACCAAGUUUCAUAACUUGAGGCUCCUGAGAUCAGUUCAAGUAGGAAAGUGGGGAGAUGUGGCAUAUUAAUAAGGAAUCGGGUGGGAUAAGCAUAAACUAGUUAUUAUCUGGACACAAUCUUAUUUUUUUCUAAGUAUAAAUUAUAGAUUCUUUCUGAAGAAAAAUGUUUUGAUAAAAAGUACUUAAAAAGUUAGAGUUCGGGAGUUCUGAUUUUAUCCAUGAAAGAUUAAGUGCCGUGAGAUUUGCCUUCCACCAUACCCAACUAGAAAACCAAACAAAAUAUAGAACAUAACAACUUUCAAACAUUGAACAAGAGGCAGCACCGGACUGUGGCUCCAAGAGAAGGGAAGGAACGGUACUGAGUCCUGUAAUUGUCCAGGUUCGAAGGCAGUUUCGAUGCAUAGUACAGGGCAGGAACCCAGACAAAGCCCAGUGGUCUUACUGAGUCUAGGAGGUAGACUUCAGAAUUCAGGCAGCUAGGAUUUUCAGUAUUUACAGAAUCCUAGAGCAGAGAAAGCUACACACACAUAUACACAGAGAAAGAGAAAGGACAUGCUCUGUAAAUCUUCAGGGUUCUCUGGAAUCUUUGCCUUUUUAAAUCAAGUCUAGCCUAAAGCUGCCUCCUCACAUAUUUUAAGUUUGGCUUAAACGUUUCUCUGUACACCGGGAACUAUUACCAGUGGAGGUGUCAACAGACUGUACCCUACCCUUGUGCCAAUCACCAAGUUUUGGCCAAUCACAUGUAGCUAACUGUUCAAAUCAUGUUCAAAUAAGGCAAAUGUGGAGCUGUAGCCAAUCGGCUGUUUCUGUCCCUCACUUCCAUUUUCUAUAGGUCACUUUCCUUUUUCUGUCCAUAAAUCUUCUUUCACCACGUGGCUGCACAGGAGUCUCUGAGGCUGCUGUGGCUCAGGAGGCUGCCCGAUUCGCGAAUUGCUCAUUGCUCAAUUAUACCAUUUUAAAGUUAAUUCGGCUGAAGUUUUUCGUUUAUGGGGCUGAAUAUCAAGUACAGGCACAGGGCUCCGUGAGGCUGAAUAUCAAGUGCAAGUACAGGUAUAGGACUCUAUGAGGCUGGGAGAGAAAGCAGUAGACAGAAGAAUUCCUAGAAUUCACACAGGAUUCAUAAUGUACAGAGCAUCAGGCAGACUACUCAGGAAGAUGUUGCCUGAAUAAUUGGGCUAAAUUAGCCCUAAACAAAAGGCUACUCUAGACUUGCCCUACCAAGGCUUAAAACAAAGUGUUGAAAGAAUCAAACUUGAUCCCAAGUAAAUUAGCUCUAUGCCAAAGUCCAACAAUAUUAAAUGUACAAGAUUUACCACUUACUAAAAAUUACCAGGCAUGUAAAGAAGUAGGAAAAUAUGAUUUAUAAUCAGAAAAAAAGUUCAUUCAAAAGAAACAGACCUGGAAAUUUCAGAUAUGAUAUUAUUAGCACACAAGGAUUUAAAAAUAGCUACUAUAAAUAUGCUCCAUAUAUUCAAGGUAUAGGGAAAAACACAAACAUGUUGAGAGGAGAAAUGGGAUAUGUAUAUUUUUAAAAGAUUCAAAUAGAACUUGUGAAUAUUAAAAAAGUAAUAUCUGAAAAGAAAAUUUGAUGGGAUUCUUGCAGAUUAAACACUGCAGAAGAAAAGAUCAGUGAGUUUGAAUACAUAACAAUAGAAACUACACAAAAUUAAACACAGAGAUGAAAGACUGGAAAAAAAAUGAACCAAACACUAGUGAUUCUUUGAGAACACAUCAAGUGGACUAACAUGAAGACAACUGAGCUCCAGAAGUAAGGUGGAUAGAAGUGUCUGAAGAAUAAGAUGUGGAGGGGAUUGAUUGGCUUAUAAAACUAGAAGGUGGACCUACCUGUAAGUGCUCAAAAGAUGUCAGGAACAUCCCUGUUUCUUCUCUCAUUUCUGCUUUCUCCUGAAGUUUAGCUUCACUGUGUAGGGAAGCUUUCUCCAUGAGAAAGGAAUGUCGUUUAACAAUCACAUCUUCGCAGCCCCCAGUUUAGAGAUCCCAAGAGAAGAGGACAGCUCCUCCCUGUGUGUGAAUCAGUCAAUGCAGGGAAGAGCUCCAAUUGGCCCAGGUUGAGUCAUGUGUUUACUUGGAGCCAUUCUUUAUAUCAGAGGGGUGAAGAAUCCUGACUGCUCUAAGCCGAAUCAGGUGUCAUACCGUGUGGGACCCGCAGCCUGGACAACCAGAUGGAAUGGAAAGAGGAAAAUUUUCCAAAGAAGAUGAAGGCGCCAGGGGAAUAAAGAUAACAGGUCAUCCAAAUACCAUCCUUCAGAUUCAGUUCAUCCAAGGGCUUUUUAUGCAAACUGUUUCUCCUGAAAUACUCAACCCUGCAUUUGCUGAUUCAUUUCCAUUGUGUCAUCCAUGUGUCAUUGUAUUCAGUCUGUCAUUUAACUCUCCGUCUGGCUCAUAUGAGUUUUUCUCUCCAGCUAGAUAGUGAGGCCUUGAAAAGCAGUGACCAUGUCUUAUAUAUUCCUUAAUCUCUCCCAGUGGCUGUCAGAGUGUCUCUCAUGUAGUAGCAGAAUAAAUGUUUGUUUUGAUGAAUCUGUUACAGAGACUAGUCAAAUACUCCCAUUAAGCUGAAGAGAACUUAGAUUGAGUAAAUACCCUCAGCCUGUGUCAUCGUGAAAGAAGACUAAAGUGUUCAUUAACAACUAAUUUGCAAAUGAAACUGGUUUCUUUCUUUCUUUUUUUUUUUUUUUUUUUUUUACUCUUCUCUUAUUAGGAUCCCCAAAGCUGUGAUGAAAAUGCCAGGAGCAAAGAAGUAGCUUUUUAAAUUUCUUGAUGCCCAGACCCUUUGGGCUCAGGCAGAGUGUGUGGGUGCCCACAUGAUAGGAUUCAAUGAGUACUUGAAAUCCUUCUUGCCCUAAGUAUCCUUCCUUGCAUCUUGAAAAAUCCUUCAAUUCAAAGUCAAUUAUUUAAUUAAGAUGCUGUGCUUCUCAAAGAACCCUUUAAAAUACCAAUACCCCAGUAAAGCGGAUAUUAUGAUCCAUUAACCUUUUUGCCUAAAUUUAUUUCUCCAAGUGGCUUUAAUCACUCAACAGAACCCUGAAAGAAGGGGCGGAAGGACACAGACGUUGCUGGGCCGAUGGGGAGGUGGGCAUGUGGAUGUUGGGCUCCUUUGGGGGGGCACCUGGCAAACCCAGUGCUUCAGGCACAUUAUGCUGCAGGAAGAAUUUGCAUGUUAGACAUCUGGGGGCAUAUAUUUAAAAGUGACAUUAAAAGGUAAACACGGGAAGUGCUCCUUUCACCACUCUUGUGUAGAAAAAGACCCUUUUUCUUUUAGUAUAGCUGUGAUGGCUAAAGCUAAAACAAACCAAUACAAAGAUGAGGGACAAAUGUGGGUGAUUCCCUUAUUCUAAGACAAUUACCAUGUGGUCACAGAUUGGCAGAGCCAGCAUGGAUCAUCCGUUAGAGGUCUGAGGCCCCAUCUCCUUGACCUCCAUUUGUCUUGGCUACUUGACCCAGAACAAUCAGGGUUGAGCCCUGGGCACUCUCUUCCUACUCACUUCUGUCAAUUUCAUUCUUUGUGGCCUUCAGAGGCUGGAGGCAGAGUUUCAUUUUUUCCUGACCAGGAUACUGUAUUUAUUCAAUCGCCCCUGUUUAGAGAAAAAGAGUGGGAAAGAAAUACCACAAUAUAGAUUGCAAGGUAUCAGUUGGCAAUAUCAGUUGUAAGAUCUACCUCAAUUUCAGAGUUUUAAAGCGGAAAAUAAUGUGCAUCUCAGCGUUAAGGAAGCACAGUAAUAAGUUGAACAGUAGAAGGAAGCGGGUUGGUGGCUGUUGCUGGGUAGAUGAAAUCUUUUGGAAUUAGGAGCUUUCACAUAAUCAUAGAGAAGACAGGCAUAGAAAAGCUCCCCUACCUCCCCAGUAUAGCAGCCAGAUUGCUCAGGGAAG